GCCCCAGCGCGGCUUUUAAGCGCUAUAAAGUUCCUCUUUCCCAUCUCGCGCUCUUAGUUUCACCACUUGCACUUGGGACAGGCCGCUGCCCUCAGCUUCGAGUCCUGGGUGAGGCGGAGCGAGUGCGGGGCACGCGGGCAUGAACCUGGACGGCGGCGGCCGCGGCGGAGAGUUCGGCAUGAGCGCGGUGAGCUGCGGCAACGGGAAGCUGCGCCAGUGGCUGAUCGACCAGAUCGACAGCGGCAAGUACCCGGGGCUGGUGUGGGAGAACGAGGAGAAGAGCAUCUUCCGCAUCCCCUGGAAGCACGCGGGCAAGCAGGACUACAACCGCGAGGAGGACGCCGCGCUCUUCAAGGCUUGGGCAUUAUUUAAAGGAAAGUUUCGAGAAGGCAUCGAUAAGCCAGACCCCCCUACCUGGAAGACGCGUCUAAGAUGUGCUUUGAACAAGAGCAAUGACUUUGAGGAAUUAGUUGAGAGGAGCCAGCUGGACAUCUCGGACCCGUACAAAGUGUACAGAAUUGUUCCCGAGGGAGCCAAAAAAGGAGCAAAGCAGCUCACCCUGGAGGACCCACAGAUGACCAUGAAUCACCCCUACCCCAUGGCGGCUCCUUACCCCCCACUCCCGGCCCAGCAGGUUCAUAACUACGUGAUGCCACCCCUCGACCGAAGCUGGAGGGAUUACGUCCCUGAUCAACCACACCCUGAAAUCCCGUACCAAUGUCCCGUGACGUUUGGACACCGUGGCCACCACUGGCAAGGCCCAGCUUGUGAAAAUGGUUGCCAGGUGACAGGAACCUUUUAUGCUUGUGCCCCACCUGAGUCCCAGGCUCCCGGAAUCCCCACAGAGCCAAGCAUAAGGUCUGCUGAAGCCUUGGCGCUCUCAGACUGCCGGCUGCACAUCUGCCUGUACUACCGGGAAAUCCUGGUGAAGGAGCUGACCACGUCCAGCCCGGAGGGCUGCCGGAUCUCCCACGGACACACUUACGAUGCCAGCAACCUGGACCAGGUGCUGUUCCCCUACCCUGAGGACAAUGGCCAGAGGAAAAACAUCGAGAAACUGCUGAGCCACCUGGAGAGGGGUGUGGUCCUGUGGAUGGCCCCCGACGGGCUUUAUGCCAAAAGACUGUGCCAGAGCAGGAUCUACUGGGAUGGGCCCCUGGCCCUGUGCAGCGACCGGCCCAACAAACUGGAGAGAGACCAGACCUGCAAGCUCUUUGACACCCAGCAGUUUUUGUCAGAGCUGCAAGCAUUUGCCCACCACAGCCGCCCCCUGCCAAGAUUCCAGGUGACGCUGUGCUUCGGGGAGGAGUUUCCAGACCCCCAGAGGCAACGGAAGCUCAUCACGGCUCAUGUGGAGCCUCUGCUCGCCAGACAACUGUAUUAUUUUGCUCAACAAAACAGUGGACAUUUCCUGAGGGGCUAUGACAUGCCCGAACACAUUAGCAGUCCGGAGGAUUACCACAGAUCUAUCCGUCACUCCUCCAUUCAAGAAUGAAAAAUGGAAAGACAAGUGAUUUUGUUUCAUUGUAAAUAUUUGACUUUAAUGAGGAUAGACCCAGUCUUGCCCACAUCUUGCCCACAUCUUUUUCUCUUGAGGAAAUCAGAAAUGGGGCUUCGGUUCAGCAGUUGAGCAUCACAGCAAGAGUGUGUGUAGGAAAUUGGCUGAUUAAAGGACGAGCACAUUCCCAAAAGGAGGAUGGUCUUCCCGGUCUUCCCAAGACAAUGAUUUCAGUGUUCUGUAGACUGCUGUCAUCCACGAUAACUGUGAAAAUUGACCAAGUGGUGUGUUUACAUUUACUUAAACUGCCCUUUUUAAUUUGGUGUAGAUCAGUUCUUGCUUGGAGUAAGAAAACUUGUGUUUCAGGAUUGGCCACUGACUAGAGUGAUAAAAGCACUCAGAUGGUGUUGUACCAUUUCUCAGGGAAGUAAAGUCUAAAUUGGAGACAACUCUGCCCACAAAGAAAUGUAUUAAUGUAUGUAGGAGCUGUAGUUUUUGUGGAAAAUGCUUGCUGAGUGAAGGAAACUGAAUCUUUGACUGAGGUCCAGCCAUAAUGCCUGUGCACCUGCCGGGGUCUCCUGCUCGUCCACCUGGCCUUCCAUGUGCACCUCUCCUUGGUCUCUCCCAGAAGCCAGUUGGGUAGACUCUUACUAUUUUCUUGAGGCAAAAAGUAUUAUGGCCACUCUUGGAUGGGACAUUUUUGUCUGUCCUACAAUCCAGUGAUGUUUGAGAAAUGGUUAAGAUUUUUUUAUGUCACAGUAUUAUGGGCUACAAAAGUUUCAGUUACAUAUAUUGCUUUUGCACCACCUGACAAGCAUGCCCAUCUCCCAAAGAGCACACAGUGGGUCCGUUAGGUGUGGAUUUCCCAGCCUCUCCCUGCUCCCACCUGCCUGACACUCUAUCAUAUGUGCACAUAAGUGUUGAA
Messenger RNA from Microcebus murinus (gray mouse lemur), 2423 nucleotides. Lineage: Eukaryota; Metazoa; Chordata; Mammalia; Primates; Cheirogaleidae. The record is from RefSeq and is a predicted model, not a curated record.